Messenger RNA from Microdochium trichocladiopsis, 414 nucleotides. RefSeq lists its product as uncharacterized. The coding region runs from base 1 to 414 and encodes 137 amino acids. NCBI's taxonomy places the organism in Eukaryota, Fungi, Ascomycota, Sordariomycetes, Xylariales, Microdochiaceae. The transcript has a single exon. The record is from RefSeq and is a predicted model, not a curated record.
AUGAAGUUCACACUCCUCCCUGCUGCCCUCCUCGCCGUGGCCACCGCCAUGCCAGCACCCGAGGGACUGGCGGAGCGCGGUGACUGCGGCAAGCUGCCCACUGGCACCGGCCCGAUUCCCACACCCGACACUCCCUCGGCCUUCCUCGCGCUGUCGAACUUCUCUACCAUCGCCAGGGGAGCCGGCACACCCCCGGGCUUCAAGCAGACCUACCUCGACCUCCGCGCCACGACCGAGACCAGCGGCUACCUCGGUUACACAGACCUAACGACUUAUAAUGCGACCACCUGCGCCACCAAGUGCAAGGGCAUCAAGAGCUGUGUGGGCUUCAACAUCUACUUUGAGCGCGACCCGACUCAGGUCAGUGGAAGAGUUGUUCCCUUGAACCCAGUCCCUAAACAACAAAACACAUGA